Molecule: messenger RNA, 755 nt
Organism: Spirometra erinaceieuropaei
Lineage: Eukaryota; Metazoa; Platyhelminthes; Cestoda; Diphyllobothriidea; Diphyllobothriidae
Source: the annotation of a GenBank genome assembly
AUGCAACUUCGGUGGAUCUCCCUCUUCGUGUUGCUGUCUGCAGCACUAUGCGAGUGCUCGAAGGGCCCUCUUGUGACAGACAAAGUCUACUUUGAUAUUUCUAUCGGGGACAAACCAAUUGGGCGUAUCGUCAUCGGCCUCUUUGGCAAAACUGUACCCAGAACUGUAGAAAAUUUCAAGAAAAUUUCGGAAGGAUUUAAGGUUUGCCUUAACCGCCCUGUCAUAUCUCUCCUCAGGUCGGUGAUGAACUCUUAACGUACAAGAACAGCAUAUUCCAUCGUGUCAUAAAGGACUUUAUGAUCCAAGGGGGCGAUUUUACUAACAGGGACGGAACUGGAGGUUAGGCAUCCGUUUUGUAAUGUGCCCCUUGAAGGUAAGAGCAUAUAUGGUGAAAGAUUCAAUGACGAAAACUUCAAACUUCGGCAUUACGGAGCCGGAUGGCUUUCUAUGGCCAAUGCUGGUGAGUGCCAGACCGUUUAUCUAACGUCGUUCAUAGGUCCUAACACGAAUGGGGCUCAGUUCUUUAUCACCUUGGUUAAGACAAGUUGGCUUGAUGGAAAGCAUGUGGUCUUUGGUAAAGUCCUGGAAGGAAUGGUACUUGUUUGUCCAUAAAAUUAUUUGUCUUUUAGGACGUUGUUAAGACAGUUGGAAGUACCGAAACAAAUUCUAAUGACAGGCCGAAGAAGGACGUUACAAUUACAGACUGUGGUUCACUGCCCGUGGAGAAGGAAUUUAAUAUUGAAUUAGACGAUUAA